GCAACCACGACCGGUUGUACACACACAUAUAUCAAGAACCUUGGUGCAAGUCACUACUGUCGCAAAGAUCGAACCAAAUCCGCCUCGCUACCUACCAUAAUGUCUACCGCGAUGCGCGCCUUGAUGCGCCUACCUCGGCAGCUGUCCCGGCGCUCUUUUGGCAUGUCUGCACGCACUGCACAGUCACCGUUUGGCUCUGGACCUUCGCCCCCACGCCUACCCAAAGAGGAGCAAGAAAUCUUCGAGAAGCUGCAAAAACAAAGCACUGGAGCCUUUAGCACGCCAAUAGGAAGCGAGGAAGAAGCAGCGCCGUCGUCCAAAGCAAACAUUCGCAUACAAAUCAAUCAAUCGCCCGACUCUUCUUCUUCCUCGUCAUCGCGCCCGCAAAUCAAUCAGUCGCCCGACUCAUCAGCAGAGCGAGAGAUUAGGUUCGAGAAUGGCAAAGAGAUUAAAAAGGGAGAAGAGUUUCAUCCCAACAUGCGAAGGGGUGCACCGCCAGAGUUUGAGGGCGAUGUCAAUCCCAAGACUGGAGAGGUGGGUGGACCGAAGAACGAACCAUUGAGAUGGGGGCACGCAAGCGACUGGAGCUACAAUGGAAGGGUGACUGACUUUUAAUCGCGCAAAGCUAUGAAGGAUGGAGGAUCUGACGCAUGACCCGACGUGCUGGAUGUAAGUAGAUAUAAGUAAGCGUAGUAUUAAUUAGUCGAUAAGACUAUUAUCAUACAGAGUUGGGAGCAAUGUUAGGCCGAGUCACAUGGUG
Messenger RNA from Bipolaris sorokiniana ND90Pr, 760 nucleotides. RefSeq lists its product as uncharacterized. The coding region runs from base 100 to 615 and encodes 171 amino acids. NCBI's taxonomy places the organism in Eukaryota, Fungi, Ascomycota, Dothideomycetes, Pleosporales, Pleosporaceae. The transcript has a single exon. Gene Ontology annotation, biological process: mitochondrial respiratory chain complex II assembly. Gene Ontology annotation, cellular component: mitochondrion. The record is from RefSeq and is a predicted model, not a curated record.